Messenger RNA from Seminavis robusta, 525 nucleotides. Lineage: Eukaryota; Bacillariophyta; Bacillariophyceae; Naviculales; Naviculaceae. The record is from the annotation of a GenBank genome assembly.
AUGGCACAACCAGCUUCACUAUUGGAGGAGACAGUUCCUGCACUGCCACCACAGUUGGCCACUGGCAGGGGAGAACUGCAGAUUCAGACGUCAGCACAGGAUGAUGAAGCGGCUGAAUUUGAACUACGCCCCGAAGACGAAGUGUUGACUCUUAGUGCUCUGCACCAGUAUACCGAGAGCCAACAGCACCAGCAAGACCCCAAUGAAAACCAAGUGACACCGGAACCAUCCUCUCAACCAUUGAUGCCACAACCGUCUUCACUAGCACUGCAGAUUCAAUCGCAGGAGCAAGGAGUGCCGGCUUCCAAUCAAGAGAUGUUUGCCGAAGAAGACAAUGGUGCCCAUCGGGAUGAACAACAACCAUUGGACCCAUCAAUGGCUCCAGCAACCACUCCCAUCGGCAGUCCGUCAAGGAACAAAAAGAGCAGCAAUGCAGAAGAAUUGGAUGUGCUAUCAUUGCUGUCUCUCUAUUGGUUCUUGGGACUGGUAUUGGGGCGGGUCUUUCCACAAGGAAGAGUGAAAUAA